Messenger RNA from Caenorhabditis remanei, 309 nucleotides. RefSeq lists its product as uncharacterized. The record is from RefSeq and is a predicted model, not a curated record. Lineage: Eukaryota; Metazoa; Nematoda; Chromadorea; Rhabditida; Rhabditidae. The transcript is spliced from 2 exons. Bases 1 to 309 code for a protein of 102 amino acids.
AUGGAUGGUCCAUACGGUGUAUUGCUUUUAACCGGCCAAGUCGGUCCAUUCUGUAGAGCCUACUAUCAAUCUGAUAAGUAUGCCAAGUGUGCGAAAGACGAUACGUGCGCAGGAAAUAAUGACUACCAUUUCUGUUGUGUCUACAACAAUUACUGUAACUUCUACAGUACCAAUUGGUUCUUCUGGCUCAUGUUCUUUCUGGUGGCUUUUAUAAUUGUUGGAUGUAUUGGUGUAUGUAUUUGGAGAUGUCGAAAGAACCGGCGUGGUGGAGGAGAAGAGAAUUAUGAAGAGCCUGAUGAUACUGUUUAA